Molecule: messenger RNA, 2339 nt
Organism: Pongo pygmaeus (Bornean orangutan)
Lineage: Eukaryota; Metazoa; Chordata; Mammalia; Primates; Hominidae
Product: paraneoplastic antigen-like protein 6B
Exons: 2
Coding region: 282-1481 (399 amino acids)
Source: RefSeq, a predicted model, not a curated record
GAGCAGGCGCUGGCGCACUGGCCCAAGCGCCGAGCGAGCGAGGGAGAGGCACAGUCAGAGGGAACGCCCGCGCGGGGAGCCAGGGGCGGCCGACCCCGCCGCCGACGCGCCCUGUGGGGACCCGGACCAGGAGGGACCCUGCCCCGGGAAAAGGCUGUGGAGACCUGGGCUCCCACCCCAAUUCAUCCCCCCACACCCCCGCCGCCCCGUGCCACCCUGGUCCGCGCUGGGAACCCUAUCCUGCCCCUCUUGUCGGCCCGGCACUGGCCAGAAUUGCGGGCAUGGCGGUGACGAUGCUGCAGGACUGGUGCAGGUGGAUGGGGGUCAACGUUCGCAGGGGCCUGCUCAUCCUGGGCAUCCCGGAGGACUGUGAUGAUGCCGAAUUCCAAGAGUCCCUCGAGGCUGCCCUGAGGCCUAUGGGACACUUUACAGUGCUAGGCAAAGUGUUUCGAGAGGAGGAUAAUGCCACCGCGGCCCUGGUCGAGCUCGACCGGGAAGUCAACUAUGCUUUGGUCCCCAGGGAAAUCCCCGGCACUGGGGGCCCGUGGAACGUGGUCUUUGUGCCCCGUUGCUCAGGCGAGGAGUUUCUCGGUCUCGGUCGUGUGUUCCACUUCCCGGAACAAGAGGGGCAGAUGGUGGAGAGCGUGGCCGGCGCCCUGGGCGUGGGGCUGCGCAGGGUGUGCUGGCUCCGAUCCAUCGGUCAGGCGGUCCAGCCCUGGGUGGAGACCCUGAGGUACCAGAGCCUGGGCGUGUUUUCCGGGAGGGACCAGCCAGCCCCAGGGGAGGAGUCCUUUGAGGUCUGGCUAGACCACACCACCGACAUGCUGCAUGUGUGGCAGGGGGUCUCGGAAAGGGAGAGGAGGAGGAGGCUGCUGGAAGGCUUGCGUGGGACCGCCCUGCAGCUCGUGCACGCGCUCCUGGCGGAGAACCCCGCCAGGACGGCGCAGGACUGUCUGGCGGCCCUGGUCCAGGUGUUUGGAGACAACGAGUCCCAGGCGACCAUCCGGGUGAAGUGUCUGACCGCUCAGCAGCAGUCAGGCGAGCGUCUCUCAGCUUUCGUGUUGCGGCUGGAAGUGCUGCUGCAGAAGGCCAUGGAGAAGGAGGCCCUGGCCAGAGCAUCCGCCGACCGCGUGCGCCUGAGGCAGAUGCUCACCAGGGCCCACCUUACUGAGCCUCUGGACGAAGCACUAAGGAAGCUGAGAAUGGCCGGGAGGUCUCCAAGUUUCCUGGAGAUGCUGGGGCUCGUUCGGGAGUCUGAGGCAUGGGAGGCCAGUCUAGCCAGGAGCGUGAGAGCCCAGACACAGGAAGGGGCCGGUGCCCGGGCUGGUGCCCAGGCCGUUGCCAGAGCCAGCACUAAAGUAGAGGCGGUCCCAGGAGGUCCUGGCCGGGAGCCAGAGGGCCUCCUCCAGGCAGGAGGCCAGGAGGCUGAGGAGCUCCUCCAGGAGGGGCUCAAGCCGGUCCUGGAGGAAUGUGAUAACUAGGUUGGGGCUGGGGAGGCAGCCCAGCGCGAGUCCUCCCCGGGCAAAUAGGCUCCGAGGGCCCCGGGGCCUCCUCUUCUCAUUUGAUACCAAAUGGGGUGGGGGGAGGCACCCCUCCAGUGCCAGGGGCACAUGCUGUGAACUUCCCGGGAGCCCAGGUUCUGCUCGCUGCUAUCCCACAUCGUGAGCACCACCUCUGCUUUCCUGGCGUAGAUCUAGGCCAGGGGCUGCUGCUUUUUGUGGAGCCGUGUGUGUUCUUCUCUGAGCAGCUCCUCCCCAGAGGGCCCCAGCGCAGUCCCGGGAGAUGGCGGGAAGAAGGCACUAGGGCACAGUGGACACUCAUCCCCUGACCGCGAUGGUGACCGUGACUGCGGGAGAAAGAACAGGACCCGGGAUGGAGUGGGGCUGUCUGAGGCUCCCCAGGGAGCUUUGUGCUUUGGUGUUCCACCCCUGUUGUUACUUGUUACUCAGUUUCCUAGACCUGGGGUGGGUGUUCCCCCAGGAGGAGGGGAGCCCAGACCUGUGUCCUAUGGUGGCCGUUUGCAGCUUCUGUGUUGUGAUUCCCUUCUCUUCAACGGUUUCAGUACGUAUUUCUCUUCAAUAAAUUUCAUUCAGUGUUCCAGCCGGCCUCGCCUCUGCUGUGGGAAACUGCAUAGGGUGCGGGGUGCAGUGUUGGCUGGGGACAAGGUGGGGUAAGGUGCCACAGUGGCCGGGCUAACAUCGGGGUGUGUGGGGGGCUUGGUCCCCGAGGAUCUGUGUGGUCCCCUGGGCUGCACGGUAUGGCAUGGUGGUCUUGAGCAGGGGCUGAUUGGGUUCCCAGGGCACUCUGAUCACCUCCCAGGAGUAGGUGGUUUGGAGGUU